AUGUCCGGUCGUGGAAAGCAGGGAGGAAAGGCCCGCGCCAAGGCUAAGUCCCGCUCGUCCCGGGCUGGUCUGCAGUUCCCGGUGGGGCGGGUGCACCGUCUGCUCCGCAAGGGCAACUAUGCUGAGCGGGUCGGGGCCGGCGCCCCCGUCUACCUGGCCGCCGUGCUCGAGUACCUGACGGCCGAGAUCCUGGAGCUGGCGGGCAACGCGGCCCGCGACAACAAGAAGACCCGCAUCAUCCCCCGCCACUUGCAGCUGGCCAUCCGCAACGACGAGGAGCUCAACAAGCUGCUGGGCAAGGUGACCAUCGCCCAGGGCGGCGUCCUGCCCAACAUCCAGGCCGUGCUGCUGCCCAAGAAGACCGAGAGCCACCACAAAGCUAAGGGCAAAUAAAGCCCUCAUGGAAUAACCGGUAAAAACAAUCUGAACCCAAAGGCUCUUUUCAGAGCCAUCCACAUGCGCAGAAAAAGAGCUUUCACUUAUCAUCAAUCGUAUUUAUUGAGCGCUCACUGUGUGCAGAGCACUGGACUUUCACUUAUAAUUUUCCGAGUGGAUCAGACGACCUGCCAGCAAUCGUCUUAUUAGCAUCUCACCCCAUUACAGGCCGAUCCUGAGCUGACCCGCAUCCCGGGCCAAAGGGAAAGCCAUGUAGAGACCUGGAUUCCAAACUCGACUCUGCCACUUUGCUGUGUGACCUUGGACGAGUC
Tachyglossus aculeatus (Australian echidna) is the source of this 707-nucleotide messenger RNA. RefSeq names its product histone H2A type 1. NCBI's taxonomy places the organism in Eukaryota, Metazoa, Chordata, Mammalia, Monotremata, Tachyglossidae. The transcript has 2 exons. The coding region runs from base 1 to 393 and encodes 130 amino acids. Gene Ontology annotation, molecular function: protein heterodimerization activity; DNA binding; structural constituent of chromatin. Gene Ontology annotation, cellular component: nucleosome. The record is from RefSeq and is a predicted model, not a curated record.